This is a messenger RNA of Daucus carota subsp. sativus, 2756 nucleotides long. Its product is annotated as protein HESO1-like. The record is from RefSeq and is a predicted model, not a curated record. The transcript has 9 exons. NCBI's taxonomy places the organism in Eukaryota, Viridiplantae, Streptophyta, Magnoliopsida, Apiales, Apiaceae. The coding region runs from base 1364 to 2623 and encodes 419 amino acids. Gene Ontology annotation, molecular function: RNA uridylyltransferase activity.
ACUCUUCAUUUCUAGCCUCCUGCAUGUGUGUUUUUUUCUUCUACCCUAUUCUGGUUUGUGUAGCUUGUUCGCUGUCUUGCCUGUGUUUCCAGUGUAGCUAGGGUUCAUUGCACUAAGCUAUGCUAUGUGUAUAAUAAAGCAGUAAAAAGUUUGCACCUUGUAUAUAUAUGAUCCUUAUGGGUUUGCUUUAAGAAAAUCUUUAAAUGUAUACAUGAUGUUUACCUUUACUUCUAUGAUCCGUUUGUGUUGUGUGUGUGGAGAAACGUAGUAUGACUUUAUGACUAUCAUCUUAAGGUCCUUUGUUAUUACGCGUAAAGAUCUAAUAAAGUAGUGGUUCAUUUAUUUAAUUUAUCUGACUAUUAAUUUUAACUGAUUCCUUUCACUUGUAAACCACUCUCAGCAUUAUGAAACUUAUUUUGAGUUUUAUGCAUAAUAAAGUUUGUAGUAUAUUUGCUCUGUUGCAUUUUAUGAGAUAUCCUUUAAUUGUAGUUUUGUCAUAAAGUUUGAAAAAAUAAAUAUUGAUCUCACCAAGGUAUUAAGGACCGAAUGAAAAUAGGCAUGAUUGAGAUCAUAUUGCAUAUACUUUUCAUUCACACAUCCGUACUUGAUUGAAUAUAUUAAUUUGGUGAUCAUUAAGGAUCGAGUUAUGGUAAUGCGACAAAAGUCGCUUGGUCUAUAUAAUUAUAUGCAAUUUUUUGCUCACUUUUGGUUAUUGAAUGUAUGUUUUUUUGAAUAAUUUGUUGGGUAAGCGAGAGAUAUACUCAUUGUGAAGCCUUAUUAGUGGAGUCUAAUUCGGCUAACAUAAUAGGAAUUUGGUCCCAAGAACAUUCACAACCUUUCGCUAUUCCCAUUAGUUCGUGAGAGAUAGGACUAGAGGCUAAUGUUUGUGUAAGAUCAAGUACCACAAUCUACCAUCAUGGAAUCAGGUACACUUCUGCAUAUAAUUUUAUAGUAUUGGCUUGAUAAUAUCACAAAGAUGAUUAGUGGUUAUAUCUUUAAGUCUAACAAAUGGAGGACUAGAGGAGACCUAACAAGGAGAACAACAAUUUUUUUGCAUUUUUCUCCAAUUCGAGUUUCAACAUAAAAUUUACGUUGUCAUAUAAUACUAAAAUAUACCCGACUCACCCUUUUUCACCUUAACCGGCCCAACCAAAUAAAGAGGAAGCCCACCAAAUCGCGACAGUAAAACCCUAGAAUUUUCUAAUCCAAGUAUUAGACAAUAUCUGCGCCGCGUGCUCAAUAUCAUUGUAGCCCCUUUUCAACAACAAAUAAGAAAAAAGCAAUUCUUCAUCCGAUCGGCACUCAAACUUUGGCCAAUGAUCAUCUUGAAGUUUUGAUUUUGAAGACAAAUUCUCACUUGAAGAUGAGUGCCUAUAGUCAACUAGAGCAAGCACUUCAGAGUAUUCUUCCUAUGAUUAAACCUGAGAGAAAAGAUUGGGCAGUGAGAUUUGACAUCAUGGCAGAUGUUCGAGAUGCUGUUCAGACAGUGGAAAAUCUCAGAGGUGCAACGGUGGAACCAAUUGGAUCGUUUGUAUCUGAACUAUUCACGAAAUGGGGGGACUUAGAUAUAUCUGUAGAGAUACUUACUGGUUCUCAUAUCUCAAAUACAGGGAAAAGGCAGAAAGAAAGUUUGCUUGCAGAUUUAGUAGGAGCUCUUAGAAGUAAAGGUACAUGGCGCAAGCUCAGAUUAUUCAGUAAUGCCAGAGUACCUUUCUUGAAGUUGGAGCACAGCCUUCAAAGGAUCUCUUGUGAUAUCUAUAUUAAUAAUUUGCUUGGUCAAAUGAAGGCCAAGAUGCUGUUUUGGAUCAAUGGAAUUGAUAAACGAUUUCGAGAUAUAGUUUUGCUGGUCAAGGAAUGGGCCAGAGCGCAUGAAACAGAUGAAGCAGAGUCUGGGACUUGGAAUUCGUAUUGUCUCACCUUGAUGGUUCUCUUUCACUUUCAGACAUGUGUACCGGCAAUUCUACCUCCUCUCAAGGAAUUGUAUCCAGGAGAUUUGGCACAUGACCUUUCAGGUGUGAGAGCUGAUGCUGAGAGACAAAUCGAAGAAACAUGUGCUGUGAACAUAAACAGGUUCCAGUUGAAUAGGUCUAGGAGGAUAAACCGAAGUACUUUGUCUGGUCUGUUUAUGUCAUUCUUUGAAAAGUUCUCUGACAUUGAUGUGAGGGCCUUAGCACAAGGAAUGAAUGUUUACUCUGGAUGUUGGGAAGAUAUCGAGAUCAACAUGGCGUGGCAGCCCAGGACGUUUGCAUUCUAUGUUGAGGAUCCUUUUGAGCAGCCUGUUAAUACUGCAAGGACGGUUACCAACAACCAUCUGACAAAGAUGGCAGAUGCAUUUCGAGCUACACACAAUAUGCUUGCAUCAAAUUAUUAUAACCAGGCUAUCCUUUCCGCUACACUAAUUAGACAAGAUCGAUUGUCACCAGCGAGACGAUCUAUAUUCCGAAACAUGCCAGGAAACAACCGGAGUCGCCCACAGGUGAACCAAGCUUCAUCAUCACAGUCACAAUCACACCAAACUCGGAAUUUCAGGAAUAAUAGAAGUUCCAACAAUGAAAAUAUGAACAAACCGGUGCAGCCUCCUCAUAGUCAAACAGGACAGAUUUGGAAGGCAAAACCAUCUUAAUCGAACUAAAAAUUUGUAACAGGUUACAGCACCGAUCGUAUUUGAUAUCGUAUUGUGUGUGGUGGUUGUUUGUAUUGUUUUGGUAAUUUAACACCGUUGAUGAAAUUGGUAAAAAUACAAAAAAUAAUAGUAA